UUUUGUGAGAGGGCGUCCUAUCAGAGAUGCUUUGUGGAUCGAUGAAUGAAAGCGGAAUAAAGUAAUUGAAAAGUCUGAAAAAGAGAAAGGGUACCAGAUGAUGGAUUCGAUCGGUUUCUUAUCGAGAAAUUAAUUGUUUCCUCUCGAAUUAACAUAAUAAAUUGCAUAUAUUCUUGACGUUGUGUCCUUAUUCAUGGAUCAGAAAGUUACUAACGUUCCAGAGAGUGGUUCAGUGGCAUCCCGGUCCAAAGUAACUAAGCUAACUGGGUUUCAUGGAUCUACAUUUGAAAUACCUGAAAAUGACAGAAUUGGACUGUGCAGAAGUGUCACUGAAUUUGAGAAGUUGAAUCGAGUUGGAGAAGGAACAUAUGGAGUUGUUUAUCGUGCAAGAGAUACAGUGAAAGAUGUCAUUGUUGCUCUCAAGAAAAUGCGAAUGGAAAAAGAAAAAGAUGGAUUACCAGUAAGUGGCAUGAGGGAGAUUAAUGUUUUGAUCAACAUAAAGCAUGAGAAUGUUGUUGAAUUAAUAGAGGUUGUAGUCGGUCAACACCUAGACAGCAUUUUUCUAGUAAUGGAGUACUGUGAACAGGACCUAGCCUCCCUCCUUGACAACAUGCCAUCACCAUUUACUGAGGCCCAAGUAAAGUGUAUUUCCCUUCAGAUGUUCCAUGGUAUUAAUUUCCUUCACGAGAACUUUAUCAUCCACCGUGAUCUGAAAGUAUCUAACUUGCUACUCACAGACAAGGGGUGUCUAAAAAUUGCUGAUUUUGGUCUGGCAAGAAUGUAUGGUUUACCAGUAAAACCUAUGACUCCACGUGUUGUAACAUUGUGGUACAGAGCUCCAGAACUACUUUUUGGCUCCAAAGAGCAGACAAUAGCUAUUGACAUGUGGUAGGUUGAUAACAAAUGACUAUUUUUGGUAUUAAAAAUUAUAUUCACCUAGUCUGGCAUUGUAUGGGUCGGAUUUUCUCAACUUCCAUUACUGGAAAACUAUAACCUUAAACAACAGCCUUACAACAAUUUAAAAGACAAGUUUCCAUGGUUACCAGCAUCUGGUCUGAGACUUCUGAAUAUGCUAUUCAUGUAUGAUCCAAAGAAAAGAGCUACUAGUUCAGAAUGCCUUCAAAAUUCAUACUUUAAAGAACCUCCACUACCUUGUGAUCCAAAAUUGAUGCCAACCUUUCCACACCAUAGAAAUAAACGGAAAACAAAUUCACAGAGACCAGAAAACAAACCAAAUAAGUAUGAGGAUUUUGGCAGGUCAUUUGGGAUGAAUCCAGUGAAGAAGGUUAAAAGAUGACUUUUGGAUUAUUAGAUACAAUACAGUACUUAAAUGGAAGCUUUUUAUCUACACAAUUUGAAAUGAUACAGUAAAUAGUUAGCUGAAAACUAACUGGUAUUAUGGCAAGUUCCUGAUUAAAAAAAUUGACAGGGUGUUGUGACAUCAUAAAGCGGGAACUGAACCUUUAAAAAACACUGGCAGUGAGAAAUGAUAUGGCAUUCUUAACAUUAAAUAUCUUGUCUAUCUACUGUUCUAACAUUCUUAUUGGUGUAAACCUGAGUAUGCUGUACUGGAAAGAAGAUAUCUAAAACUAAAAAAAUAUUGUAACAUCACUGGAAACAACAAAGAGGAAUGACAUGGAAGUAUUAACUGUAAUUAUCAUAUGUUGGCAGCAGGAAUGGGAACCCGGAAAUGUGAUUAUUUUAACAUAACUGGAAAUAAACUGUUCUUAACCAUACUUCUGGGGCGAACACAGAGGGGGUGAAGACUGCGAUCACACCCCCUAAAUUGUAUUAUGAAAAAUAAUUGCUGUAUUGUAAUUUUUAUAUGUAUAUUUUUAUCAUUAUGAACAUUCAAACCUCAGCCCCAACUGAUGUGGAAUCUCUCACACCCCCUACCACCAAAUCUUCCAUCAAGCUCAGUAGUUGUAAGUGACACUGAACUUAAAAUGUGUUGUUUGUACGUUCAGUGUAACAUACCGCUGUCAAAAUAUAUAUCUGAAAGAAAUACAGUACUAUUUUGAGUCUAUUGUAGUUGAUGCGAUUCAAUACACUCUUGAGUGAUCAGAGGGAUGAAUUGUAUAUAUCUAGUUAAUUCCUAUUUUUCCCACACAAGUUGGCUUACAGUUUCAAUCAUUGCUUUCUCAUGAACCAUUGUCCCCCCAUACGGGUUGUGUUCAGAAAAUAUGAAAUAGUGAAUGUUAAACUUCAUUAAUAAAUGUGAGAAGAAUCAAGGA
Anneissia japonica is the source of this 2234-nucleotide messenger RNA. RefSeq names its product cyclin-dependent kinase 10-like. The transcript has 12 exons. The record is from RefSeq and is a predicted model, not a curated record. Gene Ontology annotation, biological process: regulation of mitotic cell cycle; protein phosphorylation. Gene Ontology annotation, molecular function: cyclin-dependent protein serine/threonine kinase activity; ATP binding. Lineage: Eukaryota; Metazoa; Echinodermata; Crinoidea; Comatulida; Comatulidae. Gene Ontology annotation, cellular component: nucleus.